Molecule: messenger RNA, 1042 nt
Organism: Triticum urartu
Lineage: Eukaryota; Viridiplantae; Streptophyta; Magnoliopsida; Poales; Poaceae
Source: RefSeq, a predicted model, not a curated record
ACAGGCCUUGUCCCGGAUGCCGGAUCCCCUCUAUAAAACACCCGCCGCGAACCGGAAGCAGGCGCCACGCCAGAGACACACAGCACAACCAGAGCUAUCGCGGCUGGCACUAGUGCGUGCCCUGCACCAACCAACUGAGCACAGGGUCGCCGUCGGCGGGAAGACCCGAGAAACGCUAGCUCUGGCUAGUUGCAUGCAGGACCGGGACAUGGGGCAAACGGGAGAGGCGGUGAGCGUCAGCCCGGCGCGGCUGCUUACCGCCGCCGGCGAGCAGCAGGGCGACGCGGCGUCGUGGCUCGACCUCACGCUGGGCGUGAACUGCUCGCAGCCACCGGCGGCGGAGGACCCCUCGUCGUGCUCGGACGAAGAGCCGGCGGCCAAGCACAAGCAGGAGCAGCCGCCGCCGCCUCCUCCGGCGGCCGCGGCAGCGCCGACGACGCCCCACAAGGUGUUCUCGUGCAACUUCUGCAUGAGGAAGUUCUUCAGCUCGCAGGCGCUGGGCGGGCACCAGAACGCGCACAAGCGGGAGCGCAGCGCCGCCAAGCGCUCGUCGUCGCUGUCCUACCACCACGCGCACCACCAGCGGAUGGUCAUGGCCGGCCUGCCGCUCGAGGCGCACGCCGCGCUCGUGCGCGCCCUCAGGGUCAACCCGGCGGGCUCGGCGGUCCACAAGCCGGUCCGGCAAGAGGCCACGGCGCCGAGGCUCCACGACGGCGUGGUUGGCCCGUGGCCGCCGCUCGUCUACGAGGAGGUGCUCGGCUCCACGUCGUGGCCGGGGAGCUUCAGGAUGAGGACGCAGACGGAGCCACCUUCCUCGGACCCGGAGCAGCAGCUGCUACCAGAGCAAACCAAGAAGAUGGACUUGAGCCUUAGGCUGUGAAUCGGUGAUAGAUCAUAAGUAGAUGGUGAUCGUAGAGGUGCGUAGAGUUAGCUAGCUUCUUCUGUUAAUUAAUUUGAUUUGACCAGUAAUAUAUAAGUAACAUCGAAUGUACAAUUCUCGAGCUUGCGCUUGUUCUAAUUAAAUAGUUAUUCAAGGAACAAA